This is a messenger RNA of Plasmodium inui San Antonio 1, 2859 nucleotides long. RefSeq lists its product as hypothetical. Gene Ontology annotation, cellular component: HOPS complex; lysosomal membrane; cytoplasm. NCBI's taxonomy places the organism in Eukaryota, Apicomplexa, Aconoidasida, Haemosporida, Plasmodiidae. The transcript has a single exon. Gene Ontology annotation, biological process: intracellular protein transport; vacuole fusion, non-autophagic; endosomal transport. Gene Ontology annotation, molecular function: actin binding. The record is from RefSeq and is a predicted model, not a curated record. Bases 1 to 2859 code for a protein of 952 amino acids.
AUGAACACGAAUGAGUGGAACACCAUUGACAACACCCACUAUGGGAAGCAGAAGCUGAGUAGCAUGCUGUGGAGCGGAGAAGAUGUGUUGCGGGAUGCUGUAGCAUGUUCGGGGCACCUCGGGCUGAUUGCCGUCUUGCGGAACAAAGACAAGUUCGACGUUUACAAAAAGGAAGAUAAUCUGAAAAUCUACACCAACAUUGGAAGGCUAAUAUCCAGCUGCAAAUUAAAUUCGGAUGGACUAAUCUGCUUUGGCUGGAACAAAAACAAUGAUCUGGUUUUUCUAUUUAAGGAUAACAUCGUGAGGGUAUACUCCUGCUUUUGCGAAAAAAAUUUCGUUUUUUCCCUCGAUGAGAGCAUAAAAAAUGAGGGGAUUCUGUACGGAUCGAUCUGUGAGGAAGGAAUAAUUAUAAUCACGGAGCGACUGAAUGUUUUUGUCAAUUAUUACUUUAAUGGAAAUAAUUGUGUUAGAUACCCCACGGUGGAUUUGAAGGGGAAGCCGAAUUGCGUGUGCUCCGUGGAGGAGGAUCACCUGAACGAAGAGCUCAACAUCGAACACAACUAUUUUGAUAGCAAGCCCAAUAACGACCUGCUCAGGCUGAAUAUUAAAAAUUAUAUUACCAACCCUUUUGACAGUAAGAAGGAUAAUGAGAGUGAGGGGGUGAAGGCAAAGAAUAAUGCCCUCACGGAGUGCAGUGACAACUAUAAUGAUGACUACGGUUAUAGUGAUAACCACGCGGGGUCAUCCAAGAGGGGAGGGGGGGAGAAAAAGGCAAAAAGGACUAUCAUGAAAAUAUCUGCGUACGAUUUGAACAAAAAGGAAGACAAAAACAGAAUCUCAAAGAAUAAUGCUACUUCGAAGAAGAAAGAGGAAAAGGAGUUAAACAUACACCUGCUAAUUGCGCUAUGCAACGGUGGGUUCGUUCUGAUGAAUAAGCAUCGCUUCAAAUUUUACGACACAGAUAAUCUAUCCCCCUAUGUUAACAUGUGUCUGUCCAAGUCGGGUACCAUUUUGGCCUUCCUCUCAGACAGCGGGGUCAUCAAAAUAUUUUUAACAAAAAAUUUAAAUAAUUGCAUAGAGGAAACCGUUCUGGAUGGAAAAAAAAGUAUCAAGCAGAUCGUCUGGUGUGGCGAUGACUGCCUGGCAGUUUACACGCCGAUGAUAACACCAUCCAACUAUAUUCAACAUAUGCUCUUUAUUGGUGGACCAAAAAAUCAAUGGAUCCCCUACCAGUACAGAAGCGAUUUAUUUCUUAUAGGAGACAUCUAUGGAGUAAAAAUUAUAAGCAAAGAAAAUUGUGAAUACAUUAGCCGAAUUAGAAAAUCCACAUUCAACAUUUUCAGCAUCGGUAGCUGCACACCAUCUGCAAUGCUUUUUUAUUCAUAUGAAAAGUACAAGAAUGGGAACAUCUCCUUGGAUGAUGAGAUACGAGCUUUUAAUAACAAUCUGCAUGUAGCUAUUGAUGAAUGCUUAAAUGCAGCUACACAUGAAUAUAGCGAAAGCGUUAUUAAUCUCCUCCUGCAAACCUCGCUGUUUGGAAAAAACUUUAUGAAAUCCAAUUAUGAUUGCAAGAAAUUCUUAUUAACUUGUUUAUACUUGCGCAUUUGUAUGAAUGUGCGGAGACCCCCGUUGGACAUUUUCCUCACAGCAUCGGAGUUACAGCACAUAAGCAUUCCGUCCUUUGUUAACUAUAUUGCUAAAAGGAAGGAGUACCUUCUAGCUUAUCGCAUUUGUGAAUAUGCAGGAAUUAAAACGGACAGAAUACUGAUCGAGUGGUGUAAGGAAAAAAUUGAGAAGUCGAUCGAGCUCACCGAUGAACAGCUCUGUGCAGCGAUAACAGACAAAAUUGGUAACAAGAAAAAUAUGGAUUAUUCAUACAUCGCGUUCGUAGCUGCCAAAUGCCUGCGGCCGCAGCUAGCCACCAUCAUCAUUCAGUAUGAAGAAAAUAAAAAGAAACAAAUUGACAUGCUUCUCAAAUUAGCCAACUACGGAGUCGCCAUGGAAAAGGCCAUCCUUUCCAAAGACAUCGAACUUGUCUACAUGUGCAUUGUAAACAUUUUAAAUCAAGAAAAGGUCAAUGCCAAUGGUGAAAGGGAGCUCUGUACCCUCAUUGAUGUUUUUAACAAAAAUCCUCAGGCAGCGAAUUGCUUCUACACUUAUUGCACGAAAACGAAACAGUACAAUCUGUUGAAGGAAUAUUACGAAAAGAGUGGGCAACAUUCCAAGGCCGCGUUUGUCACGUUGGAUUUGGCCCUUUCGAAGAAGAAUUUAGAUCAAAAGAAAACGUGGCUGGCAUACGCAGCUGGCUUUCUAACCACCGACCAAAUGAAUAGCCACAUGAAAUUUGUGCACAAAUCGUUGAUGAAUAAUAUCGACUUAUUGAAUUAUCAGAAGGAACUAGAAAUCAAAUAUAAUAAAAAAUCCGUCAUAGGGUACCCACAUAAAAUCCAGGGACUAUCUCUGAUGAGUACCGUAGAGUAUACCCUAUCAGUCGGGGAGUUUCUAGACGCAGAUCAUAUUUUUAAAAAAUUUAAAAUUUCUGAACCGAAAUUUUGGAGAUGCAAAAUACAUGCACUUGCUAAAAAUAAAUAUUUUGAUGAACUGUACAAUUUUGCCAACUAUCGAGUGUCACCAAUAGGAAUGGAUUAUUUCAUCGAAUGUGCUCAUGAGUAUGGCUCCGUUCCUCUGACCAUCAAGCUAAUACAAAAAAUUAAGGACUUAAAUUUGCAACACAAGUGGUUCACCAAGCUGAACAUGCAGAACGAGGCCGAUAGCGUGCUGGAAGAAAUCAAGGCGCAAAAAAUGACCACCAGCUCUCUCCUUCAAACCAUUUCCGACGCCAUAUCGAACAUACGCUAG